Exophiala xenobiotica is the source of this 3651-nucleotide messenger RNA. RefSeq lists its product as uncharacterized. The record is from RefSeq and is a predicted model, not a curated record. The transcript has a single exon. The coding region runs from base 89 to 3325 and encodes 1078 amino acids. NCBI's taxonomy places the organism in Eukaryota, Fungi, Ascomycota, Eurotiomycetes, Chaetothyriales, Herpotrichiellaceae. Gene Ontology annotation, biological process: ascospore-type prospore membrane formation; protein localization to prospore membrane. Gene Ontology annotation, cellular component: prospore membrane.
CACUCGGCCAAGUACACCUCGACUCUACAGAGAGAUCCUACAAUGCAUAUAUGUAUUAUGAUAUCAUGAUCCUCAUCUCCCUCCGGCCAUGUCGUCCUCCCGAGUGAUGCCUGCGGGCACCUUGACAACCACCCACGACUUCGAGGCAUUAGAUCCGGACUCGUACACUGCCCACCGACUGAAGCAUGCCUCUCCCGAUCAUUUACACCUUACCUCCCGCCGGUUCUUCAUUGGCCCCAUACCCGAAGGCUGGCUCAAUAGUAACAGGAAGUCAUGGUACAGGCAAAGAUUUGAGCUGAGUACCUAUUCAUCAAGAACAGCAAGCUUUAACGCAGCUGCCGACACUGGGCCUUACCAUCGAACUUUGACUGGACUAGGUGGUCCCUCGACAGCAGCAAGGAUAUCAUUUAGCUUUCCACAACCAGAAGAUGUCUACGAUGAGGAUUCAAGUGUAGGCGACGAAGCGCAGGAAGAGACUCCGGAAGAGGAAGAAGUUAUUGAGACAACAAACAUCGAGCCUAUUGCAACAAGUGAAAUACCACGUAUAACAGGAGUUGAAGAGCAAAAUGUGGGCGGUAUCGCGUCUCCGAAAGCCAUACCGGUCCCUGCAGAUAAGGGAUUAGAUGGAACGAGAAACAAACCAAGCGUGAGUGCGCAAGGGAGCGCCAUGUCACCAGAUCCUGCAUCCUUCUCAACUGCAAGGGAGCAUGCCUUGGCGCCACCCGGAGCAGACUCGCCUCUGUUGGAAGGCCGUCGGUCUGGACAAGACACCGAUCAGAGCGACACGGAUGGUCAUGAUUUUAAUAGGACUUCUUCCAACGUGGAGACGAGUUCUAGGACGGCUUUGUUACCUCCGCAAGCUGGACCGUCAGCCACCAAGACUCUUCGAGAACGUGAACCCUCUCCUAUACGGGACGACAGUUCGUAUCAAUUAAAGCGUUCUGCUACGGGCGUCAGAUUCAAGGUUGCAGAAGGAGUACAGCAACGCAGACGGCGGAUAGAGAGCAAAGCAGAACGAGCUAUAGACCGUGUGGCCGAUCACAGGUUACGACGCAACGCCCUGAAAGAGGGAACUAUUGUCAAGAUGGAGAGGAUGCUGGUUAGGUGUGACCUGGUCAUGCAGUCUCUUCCAGAAGAUUUUGACGAGAAUGAAAGUCAGAAGGUAGAGAUGAGGUUGCUUGAGAAGUGGCGUGAGUACAUGGUUGUUGCCAGGAAAAGCAAAAAGCAAGACGUCGAUGACUUUCGGCUACAAAUAUACAAGACCAGAGUCAUCCCGGAGAUUGACACCGAGUCGACCAAGAAGAAACCACAACAUGAGAUCAGGCUUGACCCCAAAACCACAAGGGUCAAUAUGUACUCAUCUCUGGACAAGACAGUGGUUAUUUGGCAUCCCUACAAGAAAGGGACCCGGGUGUUUGUGAUGAGGCCGAGUUCAACUGCACAUUCAGUGGAAUGGUAUACCUUCCUUCGUGAUGCUCUAGGAUGGCAAAGACCGGACAUGUUGCAUGUCAAUGUUCCAGAUCUUGAUGUGGUCCUGAAACUAGACAGGCCUUUUGAAGGACUUGAGGCUGCAGGUCUUGGCGCUACCGACGAGCAGACUGCCUUCGCCCAAACCGUUGAGGCCGAGAAGGCAGUCGCCGGCACGAUCAUCUCGCAAUGCAUUGACAUGCUGGAAGGCGACCCAGAGUGGUCUAGUGUACUCAAGGUCUGGAGCGAAACAGCAAAGAUGGGCCUUGCCUGGAAGAGAUAUGAUAGACUGGAAUGGGUGUAUGGUACUAAUGAGCAGAAGAUGUAUGGGUCGAUGGCCAUGCAACGAUCUCAUGACCUCGAAUUGCGGCCGAAACAGCACUAUCCAACGUGCGCUCACGGCAGAAAGGGCAAGCUGCAUGAGGAACCUGCACCUAUUGAAGGCUUUCUUGUUCGUCUCACCUCUCAAAAAGGAGUCCAGCAGAGGUUUGGCAAGGCAUUUUUCAAACGACUAUAUUUUUCCACCCAUGACCAGUUUCUGAUGUUCAAUCGACCCGCAAAAGCAACUCCUCCACAUCCGCCUCGACUGGCCACGAUUGGUGGUAGAGACAUCCCCUCGUCACACGAGAUUAUCGAGAAGACACCGUUGAUGUUUGAUGUGGAACCUUACAAACUGAAGGAUGGUGAAGUCUCCUGGUUGACUUCCGGGAACAGACUGGCCAUCCAGGAUCACGACCGUGACGCUCUCGAAGAAUCACGACGCAUUGUGGCCAAUCUUUUGCAGUCUGAUGGUUUCAUCAAUUUGUGCUAUGUGCGGAAAGUACGGACCAUCAAAUGGGGCGCUUCUCCAGCUGAUGAUACCCUCGAGGCUGGUUCCGACUCGGACGUUGAUUUUCAUCAGGACGUCUCCGACACACGGAUGGAGGACGGUACGACCAAACAGAUUGAUGAUGACCGCGUCUUUGAGAUUCUCCUUGACAAUGGUCUGGUGAUUCGCUUGCAAGCAUAUUCCAAGCAGACUCGAGAUGAGUGGAUCAGUCGACUGAAAAAGCUGGUUAAGUACUGGAAGUUACGUACAGCUGCGGAGAUGGAUACGUACAAAGCGAUCCGACGAGCCAAUCUUCAGGAGCUCAAUGUGGACGAGGAACUGGAAGCUAUUAUCGGACAGUUUGCGAAGAAGUGGGAAGUAAGUCGAAGUCAGGCCAGUCCAGAGCUUUACAACAUGUGCGGAAUCAGUGUAUGUCGGAGCAUUAUCAUGGCUGGCCCACUCUACUUGAAAACACGGCGUCGCUCAACCUUUCAUCGCAGCCAGGUCAUUUUAACCGGUGGAAAGCUUCUGAUAUACCAGGCCACAUUGAGGAAAAGGACAGGCGAGCAGAUCCGCCAUAUCCACCAAGAAAAGCAACAGGCCGUUGACUUGAGGGAUUGUUAUGUGUACAGCGGCUUGAUCGUCGAAGAUGAUCUGCUGUAUCAGAACAAGACCUUCGACGCGAAUCAUCCGGGCAUGGCUAGUCUGCCGCGUGUGUACCUCGAAGAUGGCUGGACCAGUGCGGAUGUCGACGUCAUGACUUGUUUUGUCGUGUGGAUGAACCGACGGAAGGGAUGGUUCCGCACUGCAUCUGUUGAAGAUAAGUCCGCGGAUGGCAACGCCGAAGAUGGCAAGACGAGAGGCAAGACCAGAGCCAAACUGCGCAGAGUCGGACAGCUUGGUGUACCGGGUCGUGGAAUGGUAUUCAAGUGUCGUUCUCGAGCCGAACGGGAUCGCUGGGUUCUAAGUGUGGCCAGCGAGAUUGAAAGGGUCGUUGAGCACGAGGUUGAAGAACUUGGUGACGAGGGUGAAUUCAGAUUCGACAAUUGAGGGCUUGAUCUGCAGUGAUUCAAGCAUUCGAAUGACUUGGGCGAGAGUCUGCGGGCGUUUCGUCGGCGUAUAAUUAAGCAAAGCAUUAUGAGCGGGCAUUUCUAGGCAGUGGCAUGCUUGUUAGUAUUAGGCAUAUUUUGGACUGGAGGGAGCGAAGAUCGUCUGGCCAGGGGUAAGACGGUAAAUGGUACGCAGUCGCCCCAACAGUGGCGAACGAUUGAUUCUUCCAGCAUGGCUGAACGGGCGCAAGGGAAGAAAACUGGGAAGGGUAUUGUUAUGAAGCACAUACGUGACUAGCUAGUAAUAUAAUUGGUAUUGAUCGUUAA